AUGGCCGACUCGGAAAAAGACGCCUAUUCCCUUUACGCCAAUGAUAUAUUUAAUGGCUACACAAUCACCGGCAGGGUUGGCCAAGGAUCAUUUGGCCCCAUAUUCUCAGUUUCAAAAAACCAUAAAGAUUAUGCUCUAAAGAUCCAGCCGCGAAAAAUCAAUGGCAAACCAUCAACCGUACAAAAAGAAGCUAGCCUCCUGUUAAAGUUAAAUCCACACGGCGAUAAGUAUUUUCCGACUUUCAAAAUGGCGGGUGAAAAUGUGAAAUGCGCUUUCAUAGUCAUGAAUCUGCUUGGACGGAGCUUGAAAGACUUGCGUCUUAUGUCGCCAAAUCCGGACAGCUUGACCCCUGGAACGUGGAGCAGAAUCGGAAUUCAAUGCCUUUAUGUCUUGAAGCAAUUGCAUGAUGGGGCAGUAGUUCAUGGAGACGUUAAACCUACAAAUUAUGUGCUUGGAAACCCGACCGACUGUUUGAAAAGCCGCAUAUUUUAUUUGAUCGAUUUUGCGAUCGCCCAAAAAUUUAUAGUCAAUACAGGAAAUGGAUUCGAAUACAACACUGAAAAAAGAAAAUCGAAAAUUUUGUGCGGAACCCCCCGUUAAUGAAGGCAAUAGGCCGAGUGGAUGAUUUGUACUCUCUGUUAUAUAUGACUGCAGAGCUCAAGAAACCACUUCCUUGGACAUAUCUUGAAGGGAACGAAUUGAUUCUUAAGAAAAAAAACGCAAAGUUAACAGAGUUAUUUGACAAUGACGAAUUUCUCAAAGUUCAAACAAUGAUCGAAAGCUUCUCGUACAGAGACUUUCCUAAUUAUGGGUUGCUUUUUGAAACUUUCCUAGAAGUUUUCUUAAAAAGCGGGUCUACUUGGAUGUCGCCCUAUGAUUGGGAGGGGGAAAACAUGCCAUCGUUCCAGGAAUGGGUCAAAGAGGCGAACAAGCCUCGUCAUCUUUUUCAAUGGGAAGUCCCAGAAGUCGUGAACUAUCUUCGUACAGAUUUCUAUACAACACUCAAAAAGGAUGUUCCGAGAGCUGAAAAAAGGAAUAAGAAAAAAGCUCAUUCAAACACACAAAAAUAA
Molecule: messenger RNA, 1070 nt
Organism: Caenorhabditis elegans
Lineage: Eukaryota; Metazoa; Nematoda; Chromadorea; Rhabditida; Rhabditidae
Source: the annotation of a RefSeq genome assembly